AUGGAUUCCAAGCUUCCUCACGAGAUGAACAUCGAGAUUCUGUCACGAACAUCCUUAAAAACCUUCGACACCAUAGUUUCCACCAACAAAGAAUUCCAUGAACUCACAUACGAUCCCUAUUUUCUUCGUCUCUACAAACAAAGAAACAACAUCGUAUCUGGUUUCAUCGUACAACCCGUCGCCCGUUUGAGCUAUUUCCGUGAGUUUGCACCAUCACAAGAAUCCACCGAUCUUGAUCUCGGGUUCCUAUCGCGCGAUGCUCGAAUUCUCGCGACUUCGGAGCAAGGAAUCAUGGUGUUCGAGACUCGUCAUCGUACGUGCCGUGGACUAGUCCGGUACCAUGUCUGUAAACCUGCAACUAAACAAGUCGCGGCGUUGCCUAAUCCGAAAACGCAUUACUUAACCGAAAAGGUUGCGAUCGUGGUGGUGGGUUCGCAGCCAUUACAUUACAAGAUUCUAAGAUUAUCUCAACGGCAUAACAAAUAUUCUUCGCCACGGCAAGGGAAGCUUUACACCGCAUACUGUUGCGAAAUCUUCGACUCAGCGACAUUGGCAUGGAAACUGUUGGACGAUAUAAUGCUGCCCGACUGCGUUUUCUUGACGACUUCACAACCCAUCAACAUCGCGGGGUCGAUCUACACGUUAUUGACGAACAACAGCGUCUUGAAGUUUGAUAUCUAUUCGGAUAAAUGGACGACGUUUCCGUUGCGAGUUCCAGACGAUCCAUUUAACGAUUUGAAGCUCGUAAAGUAUGAAGGGAUGUUGGCAUUGGCUCGUAAACCGUGGAACGGUGGUUGGGAGAUUUGGAUUGGUACGAUGAAUGAAUCGUGGGAGAAAAAGUAUGUUUUGAAGGAAAAGGAAGAUAGAUGUAGAGAAGGGACGUCCGUGGACCUCAACUCAUUCUACGAUUCAGACACGAGCGUUGUUGUUGAUCAUGAUACACUCGAAUUUUACGAUUUUAAAAAAGGUGGUAGCAUCAGUAAGAUUAGAUUGAGUCGUUAUGCGCUUGCUGAUCAUAUAUUUGCUUUUAGAUCGGAUUUUGAACCAGUUGAGUUAAGGGAUCUUAUAACCGCAAGUCCUAGAAAGUACCCUUUUAGUACGCUUGAAAAUCUUCGAAACCAUGUGUUGCACCAUCAAAGAAAUCAGCAAGCUCAAAUAUGGUCCGUAUUUUCUCCAUCUCGACAAGCGAAGAAACAACAUAGUAUCCGGUUUUUCGCGUACAAACCAUCAAAUGGUUUACACGAGUUUGCACCGUCAAAUGAUUCCGCUGAUCUCGAUCUUGGUUUUCUUUCACCUGAUGAUCGCAUUCUUGCAACUCCCGAAAAAGGAAUCAUCGUGUUUGAGAGUCCCCAUCCUAGGCAUCAUGGCCGGGAAUUUUACUACGUUUGUAAACCUGAGACCGACCACGUUUUCUAA
Cynara cardunculus var. scolymus (artichoke) is the source of this 1416-nucleotide messenger RNA. RefSeq lists its product as uncharacterized. The transcript is spliced from 3 exons. Gene Ontology annotation, molecular function: protein binding. NCBI's taxonomy places the organism in Eukaryota, Viridiplantae, Streptophyta, Magnoliopsida, Asterales, Asteraceae. The record is from RefSeq and is a predicted model, not a curated record. The coding region runs from base 1 to 1416 and encodes 471 amino acids.